AUGUCAUCCGUCUUAGAAACCAAACAAGCUUUAGAAGCAAAAUUAUCUCCUAUCGUGCAAAAAGCCAUUGAGUUUUCCAAAACUGCAACAAAGGGAAGAUCUUUCAAACCAUUACCUGAAACUUCAUCAUAUUCAUUGAUUGAUUCAUCUAUUGAAACUAAAUCAAAAUGGCAAGAGAUCGGUCUUGAAGCUAUUUCUAAAGGUGAAGUCGGUGUGAUCUUAAUGGCUGGUGGUCAAGGUACAAGAUUAGGCUCUUCAAAACCAAAAGGGUGUUACAAUAUUGGAUUACCUUCAAAUAAAUCAUUAUUUCAAAUUCAAGCUGAGAAAUUGAGAAAAAUUGAACAAUUAGCAAACUCAAAAUAUGGUACAGAUGCUAAAAUCAACUGGUAUAUUAUGACUUCUAAACCAACGAGAAAUGAUACUGAACAAUUUUUCAUUGAUAACAAAUAUUUUGGCUUAGAUUCUAAUCAAGUUACUUUUUUCAAUCAAGGUACAUUGCCUUGUUUUGAUAAAAACGGUGAAAAAAUCUUGUUAGAAUCUCAAGAUAAACUUGCUGAAUCUCCAGAUGGUAAUGGUGGGUUAUACAAAGCCAUUUAUACCAAUAAUUUGUUGCAAGAUUUCUCCAAAAAAGGUAUAAAACAUAUUCAUAUGUAUUGUGUUGAUAAUGUUUUAGUUCGUGUUGCUGAUCCAACAUUCAUUGGAUUUUCAAUUGAUAAAAAAUUCCAAUUGAGUACAAAAGUUGUUAGAAAAAGAGAUGCUUCAGAAUCUGUUGGUUUAAUCGUUUUGGAUGAUGAUUUACAAAGACCUGCAGUUAUUGAAUAUAGUGAAAUUGAUUCAAAAUUGAGUGAACAAACUGAUGACAAUGGCUUGUUGAGCUUUAGAGCUGCAAAUAUUGUUAAUCAUUAUUAUUCAGUUGAAUUAUUACAAAAUUCAAUUGAAAAUUGGAUUGAUAAUCAAGAAUUUUUACCAUUCCAUAUUGCUUAUAAAAAAAUCCCUUCAUUAAACUCAGAAGGUGUUUUCCAUAAACCAACAGAACCAAAUGGUAUCAAAUUAGAACAGUUCAUCUUUGAUGUUUUCAAAUCAAUCGAAUUAUCAAAAUUUGGUUGUUUAGAAGUUGAAAGAUCUGAAGAAUUUUCACCAUUGAAAAAUGGUUCAGGUGCUAAAAACGAUACACCUGAAACUUCAGUGGAAAAUUAUUUGAAAUUAGGUACAAAAUGGGUUAAAGCACAAGGUGGUGAAGUUGAAGGUAAAGUUGAAGUUAAUAGUUUAACUUCAUAUGCAGGUGAAGGUUUGGAAUUUGUUAAGGGUGAAUCAUUCAAAGAUUUACAAAUUGUUUAG
Molecule: messenger RNA, 1338 nt
Organism: Hansenula anomala
Lineage: Eukaryota; Fungi; Ascomycota; Saccharomycetes; Phaffomycetales; Wickerhamomycetaceae
Gene: QRI1
Product: UDP-N-acetylglucosamine diphosphorylase
Exons: 1
Coding region: 1-1338 (445 amino acids)
Biological process (GO): UDP-N-acetylglucosamine biosynthetic process
Molecular function (GO): UDP-N-acetylglucosamine diphosphorylase activity
Source: RefSeq, a predicted model, not a curated record